Nicotiana attenuata is the source of this 1161-nucleotide messenger RNA. Its product is annotated as probable indole-3-pyruvate monooxygenase YUCCA10. Lineage: Eukaryota; Viridiplantae; Streptophyta; Magnoliopsida; Solanales; Solanaceae. The record is from RefSeq and is a predicted model, not a curated record. Gene Ontology annotation, molecular function: N,N-dimethylaniline monooxygenase activity; NADP binding; flavin adenine dinucleotide binding. The transcript is spliced from 4 exons. Bases 1 to 1161 code for a protein of 386 amino acids.
AUGGCUAGUUUUGCAAAGAAAGAAGUGGAAGUGAUUAUAGUAGGAGCUGGUCCUGCUGGUUUAGCUGUUUCAGCUUGUUUGAACAAAUUGGCUAUAAAAAAUGUUGUGUUAGAAAAAGAAGAUUGUUGUGGCUAUUUAUGGAAAAAAAAGACUUAUGAUAGACUUCACUUGCAUUUAUCUAAAGAGUUUUGUUCAUUGCCUUUGAAGCCACAUGCAAAUUCAGCACCAAAAUACUUGUCAAAAAAUGAGUUUAUUCAAUACUUAGAUGAGUACGUUGAGAAUUUUAAUAUCAACCCAAAAUUCCAACAUUGUGUGGAGAUGGCAUUUUAUGAAAAAGAAGAGAAAAAAUGGAAUAUCAAAGUAAGAAAUGUGGCUAGUGGAGAAAUGGAAAUUUAUGCUAGUGAUUUCUUGGUUUUGGCUAGUGGUGAAAACAGUGAAGGUUAUAUACCAAAAGUGCUAGGAAUUGAAAAAUUCAAAGGAGAGAUUAUUCAUUCAAGUGAAUAUAAAUCAGGUCAAAAAUAUGAAGGAAAAGAAGUUUUAGUUGUUGGUUCUGGAAAUUCUGGAAUGGAGAUUGCUUAUGAUCUUUCAAAUUAUAAGAGUUGCACUUCAAUUGUUGUUAGAAGCCCGAUUCAUGUUCUAACAAGGGAGAUGGUGCAUACUGGAAUGUUAUUACUAAAAUAUUUACCAAUAUCUUUGGUGGAUACUCUGAUUGCAAAAUGUGCUAAGUUUAGAUUUGGAAAUUUGGCUAAAUUAGGAAUACCUCAACCAGAAGAAGGCCCAUUUUAUAUCAAAAUAUCAAAAGGUAGAUCCCCAGUAAUUGAUGUUGGUGCUAUUGACAAGAUUAAACUUGGAGAGAUUAAGGUACUUUCUGGAAUAUCAAACAUAAAGGAAAAUACAGUAGUUUUUGACAAUGGGGAAGAACAUCAAGUUGAUGCAAUAAUUUUUGCUACUGGAUACAAGAAUGCAGCUACCAAAUGGCUAAAGGAUUAUAGCUCCAUUUUCCUUGAUGAUGGAACUUUGAUAAAUGAAUUUCCAAACCAUUGGAAAGGAGAGAAUGGGCUUUACUGUGCAGGUUUUUCAAAAAGAGGGCUAUUUGGCAUAUCAAUGGAUGCCAAAUCUAUAGUAGAAAAUAUAAACAUUGUUAGAGGAGAGAAAAUCUAG